This is a messenger RNA of Sycon ciliatum, 2927 nucleotides long. RefSeq names its product mucin-2-like. The coding region runs from base 188 to 2413 and encodes 741 amino acids. The transcript is spliced from 8 exons. The record is from RefSeq and is a predicted model, not a curated record. Lineage: Eukaryota; Metazoa; Porifera; Calcarea; Leucosolenida; Sycettidae.
GUGGGGCCGGGGAGGAUCCUUUCCAUUUCGGCUAUAAAAUGGAACCUGAGAUUGAGAAGCGAAUCAUUUCUUGGGAAGUGGACGGCGAGGAGAAUCCGGCCGGCAACACCAGUUAUCGAGUGAAGAAGAUUAGCUCAACUAAUCCACUGUCGUCAAGCUACCCUGCCGAGCUGUCUUUGCACGGACCAUGAAGUGGCAAUUCGCUCUUGCUCUGUUGCUAGCCGCUGCGGUUGCAGUGGCUCAGCCAGGAGGUGGAGGUGGAGGUGGUGGCGGAACACACCGUCCCAGGACAGGAGCAACUGGAACUCGGCCAACUCAUUCUCCGAGAACCAGCAGGGUUCGCACCGGAACCAGACUAAUGCCGACUCAUCCUCCAAGGACGAGCCAAUUUCAAGAGGGUACUGGAAUGCAGCAAACUCAUCCACCAAGGACCAGUCGAGUUCACACAGGCACUGGCACCCGACCAACUCAUCCACCAAGGACAAGCAGAGUUCACACAGGCACUGGAACUCCACCAACUCGUCCACCAAGGACAACCCAAGUUCUCGAGGGUACUAGAACCCGACCGAUGCCCACAGGUACUGGAACUCGGCCAACUCAUCCACCAAGGACAAGCAGAGUUCACACAGGCACUGGAACUCGGCCAACUCAUCCCCCAAGGACAAGCCAAGUUCAGGAGGGUACUAGAACCCGACCGAUGCCCACAGGUACUGGAACUCGGCCAACUCAUCCACCAAGGACAAGCAGAGUUCACACAGGCACUGGAACUCGGCCAACUCAUCCACCAAGGACAAGCCAAGUUCCCGAGGGUACUAGAACCCGACCGAUGCCCACAGGUACUGGAACUCGGCCAACUCAUCCACCAAGGACAAGCAGAGUUCACACAGGCACUGGAACUCGGCCAACUCGUCCAUCAAGGACGAGCCAAGUUCACGAGGGUACUGGAACCCGACCGAUGCCCACAGGUACUGGAACUCGGCCAACUCAUCCACCAAGGACAAGCAGAGUUCACACAGGCACUGGAACUCGGCCAACUCAUCCACCAAGGACAAGCCAAGUUCCCGAGGGUACUAGAACCCGACCGAUGCCCACAGGUACUGGAACUCGGCCAACUCAUCCACCAAGGACAAGCAGAGUUCACACAGGCACUGGAACUCGGCCAACUCAUCUGCCAAGAACAAGCCAAGUUCACACAGGCACUGGAACUCGGCCAACUCGGCCACCAAGGACAAGCCCAGUUCACACAGGUACUGGAACUCGGCCAACUCAUCCACCAAGGACAAGUGGAGUUCACACAGGCACUGGAACGCGGCCAACUCGUCCACCAAGGACAAGCCAAGUUCACACAGGUACUGGAACUCGGCCAACGCGUCCACCAAGGACAAGCCAAGUUCACGAGGGUACUGGAACCCGACCGAUGCCCACAGGUACUGGAACUCGGCCAAGUCGUCCACCAAGGACAAGCCAAGUUCACACAGGUACUGGAACUCGGCCAACGCGUCCACCAAGGACAAGCCAAGGUCGCGAGGGUACUGGAACCCGACCGAUGCCCACAGGUACUGGAACUCGGCCAAGUCGUCCACCAAGGACAAGCCAAGUUCACACAGGUACUGGAACUCGGCCAACUCAUCCACCAAGGACAAGCAGAGUUCACACAGGCACCGGAACUCGGCCAACUCGUCCAGCAAGGACAAGCAGAGUUCACACAGGCACUGGCACCAAGCCAACUCAAUCACCAAGGACCAGCCGAGUUCACACAGGAACGGGAACUCGUAUGCACGUGCGUACGUCACGUCCUCAUACAACCCAAGAACCUGUCCAGACUUCUGCUGCCAUCCGAGUACGUACCAUCUUCUUGGUGUUCAUGGUGGGCUCAGCCAACUCACAGGCAACUGUCAUUGACAACAAGGCUAGUUUUGCCAGCUUCAUCCAGCGAACGCUGAGUGCCAAGUACAAGCUCACUGACCUCUCUGUCAUCAGGACCAGCCUGAAGGGAGGCAAGAGCAUUGAAGUACAAGUUGCCCUGGAGAGCUCCGGUGACAAGCUCCAGGCCGUUACAAGCACCAUCAACAAAGAUAUCCAGUCUGGCAACCUCAAGCUCACCUGGACCCCGAGCGUCGCCGGAGCGAGCGCAGUCGCACUGCAGGGAUCGUCGGCCACUGCCGUCGAGCCGACCGACACGGUCACGCCAACGCAGGGAGGCAAGUCGGGCCUGAGCACCGGCGCAACUGCCGCAAUCAUCUCGGUCGCCGCCGCGCUGAUCAUUGUCGGAAUCAUCAUUGUUGUUGUUGUCCGCCAGAAGAAGGGAGGAGUGCGUCAUGUACGCUUCCAGCAUACUAUGGACCACGACGACGAUGAGGGCUUUGACAACCCAGCAUACUCCACCAGGGAAGGUUCUGUACAGUUCCAGUAAGCAAUGAAUUAUUCAACAACUGCUAGCACGUGUCCAGAACGUCAACAUUGGAGCAACUACGCAGGCCAGCGCAGCUGCCAUGCACGGCUGCAGGAUCACGGCAGCCGGGCAACUUGCCUGACUAUUGCGACUGAACAUUCAUGCUUGUCUCAAGCCUCGCGUUUUCAAUUUCCGUCUCUGCGACUGUUUCACUCACGAGUGAGUGGCUUGUCUCUUGUCUGAAUAUAGUAUGAAAAACUCUCAAUCCUUCUGUACAGUCACUUUUAUUAUUUCCCCCGCAAACUGUUGUGCGCAACACUAAACACAUUUCUUUGCAGGCCGGAUUGGUUUGCCAAGAUCAAUCCUGCCCUUGAUCAUUCAAACUGAAUUUUGAACAAGAACUAUUGAUUUGAAGCACUUUUUAUCCAUCUACGGUCUAUUUAGUUAUUCUCAGAUUUUUGAACACUUUUAAUAAUUAUUACAAUCAACUCCUGGUACAAGGUACGCAUGGUCGUACUGGUCCAGUCAAACCCAA